Molecule: messenger RNA, 1770 nt
Organism: Penaeus vannamei (Pacific white shrimp)
Lineage: Eukaryota; Metazoa; Arthropoda; Malacostraca; Decapoda; Penaeidae
Source: RefSeq, a predicted model, not a curated record
AUGCGCACCCUGGGAACUGCUUGCCUCAUCCCGACGCGUCAAAUCAUCAUGUUUCACGUUUUCACGAAUGUAUACCGUCACUGCAGGCAAACCACAACGCAAUACCCGGGCAUUUGGGACACGCAACUCCUGCUGCAUCACGACCCGAGCUCACGCCAAACCUCAUACGAAUACAGCGAAAUGUACAGGAAUGCUACUUCAGUGAGCGAGUGGGAUGGGAAGGAAUGCGUCGCGUGGGCCAGCAGCGUGUGUCGCCGUCGGGGCCUCGACCAGAGCGCCGUGGAUCUCUACUUCUUCGGGACUCUUAGCGGCGGCCUCCUGCUUCAGUUCUCCCCGCAGGACUUCAGUAUUCGUCUGGGAAACGCUGUUGGCAGGAUGUUUUACGAAGAGUUGCAGGACCUCGUUCACAAACAUGAAUAUAUAAGAGAGAGCGACAGCCACGACUCUGGCGACGAAGCCCCCCUCGUCGUCGACCUGAGCCAACAGAGCUACUCGUGCGACUUCGACCCCGAGCUGUCGCAGCCCAUCGACCUGAGCAAGCGGUGCUCCCCGGCGGGCCAGGGCAGCGGCAGGGGCGAAGGGGGCGACGCGCACCACCUGACUGCGUGUUUCAAGGCGGACGACAUCGAGGUCGCGUCUUCGGGCUCGGUGGAUGAGGAAGGACAGCCUGACACGUACUUGAACAGAAUAUCAACCAAUAGAAGAAGACACCGCGGCCCCAAGAGCUGGGAAUUCCUGAUGCGUCUGCUGGCCGACGAACGAACGAACCCGUCGGUGAUCAAGUGGGAGGACCAAUCAGCUGCGACCUUCAGGCUGAUCCAACCCCAUUACAUCGCCAAGCUGUGGGGCAAGCGAUCGGGCAGACCGGAACUCACCUACAACAACUUCGCCCGGGCCUUGAGGUACCACUACAAGAAAGGCCAGUUGGUCAAGGUAUCAGAAAGGCAGCUGGUGUACGGUUGCGGACCAGACGCGCUCCUCUUCGUGAACCAUCUGCUGAACCACGAGAGACCAGCUGAAGAGACCAGGGGUUUGAACCACGAGAGACCAGCUGAAGAGACCAUGGGUUUGAACCACGAGAGACCAGCUGAAGAGACCAAGGGUUUCAGAGACGCCUCGUAUAGUGGUCUGAAGAGCUGAAUGUUACCCACUGAAAUAGUGUUGUUUUUUCCCGUUUUUUUAUACUGCGUUGUAAUGCGAUAGUGAUGCUGAUAAUGAUGAAGGUGAACAGUAUCAUUAUUUUUUGCUGUAGAGGAGCGAUGCCGUGAGCUAUGGAGUUGCGAAUAAUAUUGUCGACUGUAAUUGUCUGAAAAUAUUUAUUGCCCAGUUUCAACGGCGUCUUGGUGUUGUUGUGUUGUGUGUGUGUGGUGUGUGUGUGUGUGUGUGUGUGCUGUGUCUGUGUGUGUGUGUUGUGUGUGUGUGUGUGUGUGGUGUGUGUGUGUGUGUGUGUGUGUGUGUGUGUGUGUGUGUGUGUGUGUGAUUGUGUGAUGUGUAUUGUAUUGUUUUCUACAUAUACGCUUAAAAUGCAUUUUCCUAAAUAAUUUUCUUCGUUUUUUUUCCCAUGUGCGUGGUCUUUUUCAUGUAAGCAAAAUAAAAGUAAGCGUUUUGCAUGAAAGCGAGAUCUUCAUAUGCUGCAAAUGCAUCCCGUGCCUAGAAGCUUUGCAGAAACCUCUUCAAUUGUCGAUUAGAUAUUUUUGUCAGAUGAUACCAAAUUCUGACAUAAACGUUAUGCUUCCAUCUGUAAGACCACUAAGAAUAUUUAAUAAAAUA